UUGACCGACUGUACGUAGAGCCAUCAUGUCGGGAAUUUAAAAGGUUUUUAGAGGAAAUACAAGUGCCAAAGGUUACGAAAACAAGACGAUGGUUUCGUCAAUAGUGUGGCGAGUAUAUUGUAGAUCAAACUAGAUUAUAUAAGCGGCAUCGAUAAGGCCGAAAAUCACUUUGUGAAGAGGAUAGUGCGAAUCUCAAGAAAAGACUGAUAAACAGCAGACGUCGUGUUGAUAAUGUUAUUAUUUACUUCGAUAACUCUGGCGAUCGCGGGACAUUUACACGCGAUACCGACGACCAUGUCUCAACACUCUCAAGAAAACCCAAUCGAAGAUAGUAUUUACGUCAAAAGGCAGGAGUGGCACGCGCGUCCUCCCUUAGAGACGAAACCAUUAAGCACCCCAGUCCCAUACGUGGUCAUCCACCACUCUUACAUCCCACCAGCUUGCAAGAACCUGGUCGAAUGCAGCUACGCCAUGAGGGCUAUGCAGAGCAUGCAUAUAGACCAGAACAAGUGGUGGGACAUCGGAUACAAUUUCGCGGUAGGCAGCGACGGAAAAGCAUACGAGGGCCGAGGUUUUACCAUAUUAGGCGCACACGCCAAACACUUUAACACUCACAGCAUCGGCAUAUGUUUGAUUGGAAACUGGAAUGAUACCCUGCCCCCCUCACAUCAGCUAGAGAAAACCAAAGCCCUUAUCCAGUACGGAGUAGACCAGGGCUUCAUCCGAGAAGACUAUAAGCUGGUCGGUCACCGACAGGUCCGUCCUACCGAGUGUCCUGGGCAAACUUUAUACGACCAUAUAUCAACGUGGCCGCAUUUUGACGGUACCUUAGACUUAGCUACGAAUUUUGUUGAAGAUGAAGUCAAACCUAAACUUAUAUUUUCCCACUAGGCAAAAUCAUAAAUGAUACCUACACUCAAACCACUAUGCGCGUAUACGCGCGUUAAAUAUUAACACUUUCAAGGACAGCACGUCUACGGACGUUCCGAGUCCAAAGUGUCAUACUACCUAUUAUAAACCAUCAAUGACCCAUGGUCUCUGUCCGUGAAAAGGUUAAUAUUAUUCUCUAUUUCACAGUUUAUUGUACACAAUAGGAUAUAAAAACAAUGAGACACUUUCCAAGCUACGUUACCCAAAAAAAAAAUAUAAAUGGCGUUGCGUCAUUAUUACCUAUUUUCUCAUUUCUCGGGUACUUACAAUGUAAUAGCAGAAGCAUAUA
Pectinophora gossypiella (pink bollworm) is the source of this 1219-nucleotide messenger RNA. RefSeq names its product peptidoglycan-recognition protein LB-like. The transcript has 5 exons. Gene Ontology annotation, molecular function: peptidoglycan binding; N-acetylmuramoyl-L-alanine amidase activity; zinc ion binding. Bases 232 to 891 code for a protein of 219 amino acids. NCBI's taxonomy places the organism in Eukaryota, Metazoa, Arthropoda, Insecta, Lepidoptera, Gelechiidae. Gene Ontology annotation, biological process: peptidoglycan catabolic process; innate immune response. The record is from RefSeq and is a predicted model, not a curated record.